AUGGAACGAAACUCUUCCAACUCUGCCACAGCCUGUUAUGCGUGCAGGUUGCGAAAAUACAAAUGCUCUAAGGAACGGCCAACAUGCCAGCUGUGCUGGCCAAAAAACCGACCCUGUCUAUAUAGCGGCAAGGCUGUCCGAUCUCCACUUACUCGAGCAUAUCUCACCUCGGUAGAAAACCGAUUACAAAAAUUGGAGAGCCUUUUCGCGCAACGUUUUCCCGGUGUCGACUCAGAACAGGAGCUGCAGUCGAUCCCGAACGUGGGGAUGAAGCAAGAACCUGUGCUGGAGACUGCCGCUACGGCCAGUCCUCAGAUGGAGCGAGACGCCGGACAUCAGAAAAUGCUGUCUGAAUCUCUGCCUGAUGAAGCUGAUGGGUUCGAGUGGAAGGAAGACACUACUGAACUUUCUGGACUGACUGACGGCAUGGCGGCUCUCUCAGUCGAGCCUACAGGCACUGGAUACUUGGGAUCGACGUCUGGUGUUGUCUUCUUGAGAUUUCUGCUACAAUGGACGAAAGAUCUACACAUCAAUGUCGGCCCGUGGAGGCCGAUGUCGUCUCCUGGUGGCAGCAUUGAUAGACCCUCGCCGGUGUCACAAGGCCUAGGCAUGGCAGUUUCACACCAACUCAUAAGCUCCACCCUUGAUGCCUACUUUGCGAACUAUCACACCGCCUAUCCCUUUCUUCACGAGCCGACCUUCAGAGCUCAAUAUGCUGAGCUGGUGCAAAGACCUGAUGAUCGGACAUGGCACAUUUUGCUUUACACGGUUUUGGCACUCGGGGCCUGGACCGUCUGCGAAGACAGUGGCGACCUCGACGACGUCUUCUACCAAAAAGCCUGCUCAUACUUGCACGAUCAGUCGAUAUUCGAAUCUGCAAGUCUUUCCACCGUCCAAGCAUUAGUACUCUUGAGCAACUACACACAGAAGCGUAACAAACCCAACACGGGAUGGAAUUAUCUUGGACUGGCUGUGCGCAUGGCCCUCUCUCUUGGUUUACAUCGAGAACUUCCGGAGUGGAAUAUCAGCCUGCUUCAACGAGAAAUGAGACGGAGAGUGUGGUGGGGUCUGUUCAUCUUUGACAGUGGAGCGUCCAUCACCUUCGGAAGGGCGAUACUGCUCCCCGAACAGAGUAUGAUUGAUGUCAAGCUGAUCUUGAAUCUAUUGACGCCGAUGACGUCCCAAGUCCCCCACGAGGUUGAGCAACCCACAAUCUACUCAAGCCUCAAAGCUCAAUCUGAGCUCCAUCUAGCAGCCAACGGCAUGUCUAAUCGCCUGUUGUGCACACCCUCCAUUUCCGCCAGCGAAGCUCUGGUCUUCAAUAAGCAACUCACUGGCUGGGCGGCAACAGUUCCAGAUUAUCUGCGCCUCGACCAGCCUAAAGCAGCUUCGUUCGACUGGUAUUUGUUCGCUCGGUCGAAGCUAUGGUGGCGAUACUGGAACAUGCAAAUAAUUUUGUUCAGGCCCAUCAUCUUGCAAGCAGCAAUGGAGCAGAUCCAAGGAAAGCAUUCUUUUCCGUCAGAAUAUCAAGAAUGCAAAAGGCUUUGUCUUGAAGCUGCCCACCAAACGACCGUGACGAUUCAGGAAUACAUGGAUCAACAUUCGCUUGUUAGAUUGGCGGCAUGGUACACCCUAUAUUUUCUGUUCCAUGCAGCUCUCAUUCAUGCGGUCUGCCUGUGCGCCGAACCCCAGUCACCCUUUGCCACCAACUGGCAAGCCGAUCUCGAGGCGACACGCACACUGUUGUCGACGACAUUCUCUCGCAACCAACUCGCCUCUCGCAUUUUGCAGGUGCUGGACCGCCUGAUACCUGGGGUGACGUUUCAGGAUGAAACAUUGGCAGGCGGCAACAUCGAAUCUGGCGUGAUGGAUUUCUCGAUGUGGCCGUUGGGGACUGAUGAUCCGCUCAGUGCCUUUGGCUGGCCGGAGUAUGGUACGGGUGGAUGA
Fonsecaea multimorphosa CBS 102226 is the source of this 1947-nucleotide messenger RNA. RefSeq lists its product as uncharacterized. The transcript has 4 exons. Gene Ontology annotation, biological process: positive regulation of transcription from RNA polymerase II promoter by galactose; DNA-templated transcription. The record is from RefSeq and is a predicted model, not a curated record. Gene Ontology annotation, cellular component: nucleus. NCBI's taxonomy places the organism in Eukaryota, Fungi, Ascomycota, Eurotiomycetes, Chaetothyriales, Herpotrichiellaceae. The coding region runs from base 1 to 1947 and encodes 648 amino acids. Gene Ontology annotation, molecular function: DNA-binding transcription factor activity, RNA polymerase II-specific; RNA polymerase II cis-regulatory region sequence-specific DNA binding; zinc ion binding.